This is a messenger RNA of Talaromyces amestolkiae, 1485 nucleotides long. RefSeq lists its product as uncharacterized. Bases 1 to 1485 code for a protein of 494 amino acids. Gene Ontology annotation, molecular function: carbohydrate:proton symporter activity. The transcript is spliced from 5 exons. Gene Ontology annotation, biological process: carbohydrate transport; transmembrane transport. Gene Ontology annotation, cellular component: membrane. Lineage: Eukaryota; Fungi; Ascomycota; Eurotiomycetes; Eurotiales; Trichocomaceae. The record is from RefSeq and is a predicted model, not a curated record.
AUGGCCCAGGACCUCGAGCUCGUCGGAAGAUGGGUUCCUCGCAAUGCGAAUGUCAUCACAAUACUUCUCAUUGCGGUAGCCACCGUAAACUCUGCAACAAUGGGCUACGAUUCAUCAAUGAUGAACGGGUUGAACAUUCUCCCUCAAUACAAAAACUACUUUCACCUCAACACCGCGACCACUGGGUUACUUACCGGCGCUAUGUGGAUGGGAGGUUUCAUAGGCGGUCUCCUUAUCCAGCCGGUUUCCGACAGACUGGGUCGAAAGAGAGCCAUACUAAUUGCGGCAUGUAUUAACCUUGUUGGAGCUAUUCUCACAUCUACAGCCCACAGCACUGGACAAUUUGUCGUUGGGCGUAUCUGUGUCGGUAUCGGCUCAGAACUCGCCAGUGGUCCUGCGCCGGCUCUUAUAGCGGAGAUUUUGCCGGCAAAACAGCGAGGCACAAUUCUAGGAUUGUACUUCACCUGCUAUUUUGUUGGAUCAUUGGUCAGCUCAGGGGUGAAUUAUCGUGCGGUGAAUAUUGCGUCAACUUGGGCUUGGAGAGUUCCCUCAAUUAUACAGGCUGUGCCAAGUUUGUUGGCGCUCAGUCUCUUACCACUCGUUCCAGAGUCCCCCCGUUGGCUGAUUGCCAACAAUCGCGGCCAUGAGGCAAAGCAGGUCAUUGCGAUUAUACAUGGCAACAAUGAUGUGGACGCACCAAUGACGAAAGAAGUAUACAAGGAAAUCAUGAACGUCUUACAAGCAGAAAAGAAGAACAGCCCUGAGAGUCCCUGGAAGGCUUUCAUUUCGACCAAAGCAAACAGGAAGCGCCUGUUCAUUAUUGUCACCUUUGGAGUAAUGGUGGAAAUGUUAGGCAACUAUGUCAUCUCCUAUUACCUCGGUGACAUGUUGACACAAGCCGGUGUUACCGAUUCCAAAACACAAUUACAAGUCAAUGUCAUCCUGAGUUGCUGGUCAUUAGUAGUCGCCGUUAUUGGCAGUCUCUUGAUGGACGUCGUUGGUCGACGGACAAUGACCCUCACAGCCAUUGGGGGCAUGAUUGUCACUUUGUACAUAUUCGGUGGACUUACAAAAGUUUAUGCAUCAAGCGAGAAUAAGUCCGCUGUAUACGGCACUGUUGCCGUGGUGUUCCUAUUUCAAGGGUUCUAUGCCUGUGGUAUCACGCCCAUGACCAGUCUCUAUCCAGCCGAGUUCCUAUCCUACAAGCUUCGCAAUGCUGGUAUAUCUAUAUUUCGAACUCUAGACGCGAGUUUUGGAUUGAUGGCCUCCUUUUCCAUGUCCUAUGCAAUGAGCACAUUAGGUUGGAAGUUCUAUAUCAUCAACGCCUCUUGGAACAUUAUCUUCUUUGCUGCCGUCUACUUCACCUGGGUUGAGACCCGUUUGGUCCCUCUCGAGCAAGUGGCUCUGAAGUUUGGCGACCUAGAUGUCGACACUCUUGAUGGGCAGGAAGUCAAUUCUACCUUUAUUGCUGGGGAGAAGAUGUAA